AUGUCUGCUCGACGUUUCGUCUCUUUGUUAUGGAGUGCAUCAGUUCUCCUUGCGCCGACAUCACUGGCGGUAGCUGUCAGCUCCGGCAAGGCUGUCCACAAGUUGAAUGCUCGAGGAUUCUAUGAUCAUUUGGACCCAGAAAACUUCAUUAUUGCCUCAGUGAUUCAAUCCCCUUUUGAAGGCCCAAUUCCCGUGUCUGUCUGGACCGAGCCACAGUCGCUUCCCCAGGGAACCUGGAACAUUACUUUGACAACCCAAAGAGCUGUCAGAUUCAUCCACGAAGCUGCUGCUGGCGGCGUUGGUCUGCUGGCAUUUCCUGAAGUGUGGUUUCCAGGAUACCCUUUCCCGAUGAAGGCUCAACCUAAAUACACCCAAGAUUACAUUGACAAUUCUCUUGUCGAGGGUGAUUCCAAUUGGAACGCUUUGGUCGAAGCUGUCCAAGAAGCAGGGAUUUACGUUGCGAUUGGCGCCUCUGAACGCCGAGGGGACUUACUCUUCAUGACUCAAGUUCUCUGGUCCCCGGAGGGUGAGAAGCUCAUCCAUCGUCAAAAGGUUCGUGCGAGUGCGUAUGAGCGCAAUCUGUGGAGCGACGGGGACUGGAAUGAUCUGAAAGUGGUUGCCACUCCGUAUGGUCGUAUUGGACUCCUUGAGUGUUGGGAACAUCUACAUCCCCAGAUGACCUUCCCAAUGCAGGCCCAGCUUGAGGACAUUCACGUCGCCAUGUACCCAAAUUUUGCUGAUCCCCACAUGGUCGACAAUCCUGAAACUGUCUUGCAUCCUUUCAGCUCCAUGAAGGUCAAUAUGGCCGGAGUGCAUGUGUACACUGCUACCUCCAAGACCUGGACCGUCGUAGCUGUCAAUGGUGGCUCACUCAUCAUGAAUCCUGUUGGGGUGAUUCAGUCCAUGAUGGGACCUUUUCCUCAGGGAACCUAUGAUGCUCCUACUUACCAUGGAGUCAGUGUCAACACGACGACUUUCCGAAAGAACAGGACUUACGAGAUCAACAGCCAAUUUGGCUUUGGGUCUCUGCUGGAAAUGAUUCAAGCGUAUCCCGACUAUAUCCCGAAGGACACUGGGACAUGGGUGCAAAAGAAGGAGGUGACUGUCUUCUACCUUUUGGAACAAGCGGCCCAGAAUAUCACCUACUUCGACGGCGAUGAUAGCGCAGAGACAAUUCUAUAG
Molecule: messenger RNA, 1182 nt
Organism: Exophiala mesophila
Lineage: Eukaryota; Fungi; Ascomycota; Eurotiomycetes; Chaetothyriales; Herpotrichiellaceae
Exons: 5
Coding region: 1-1182 (393 amino acids)
Molecular function (GO): catalytic activity
Source: RefSeq, a predicted model, not a curated record